This is a messenger RNA of Drosophila miranda, 2657 nucleotides long. RefSeq names its product zygotic gap protein knirps (gene kni). Lineage: Eukaryota; Metazoa; Arthropoda; Insecta; Diptera; Drosophilidae. Gene Ontology annotation, molecular function: DNA-binding transcription factor activity; zinc ion binding; sequence-specific DNA binding. The record is from RefSeq and is a predicted model, not a curated record. The transcript has 3 exons. The coding region runs from base 431 to 1948 and encodes 505 amino acids. Gene Ontology annotation, biological process: regulation of DNA-templated transcription.
GACACGACACACAGAAAUGCUUCUUGCCAGAGACGGGUUUAAGCCAGAAAUCAGUCGCAGCUAGUGGCCCGAAGAGUCAGUUACAGAGAUACUACACACCGAAAGAGUAGACCAGAGACCAGAGCGCGUUACGUAGUGGAGUUGAGUGCCUCUCGAAAAUCGUUGUCGAAUUCUCGAAUGUUGUGUGUAUUUUUUGAACCCAUGAUAAAGUGCUAACCCAACCCAAAUCAGAGAAAUAUCCAAAAAGGAAAAACUCAUCUCAGUGAAAAAAACAAAAAACAAAAAAAAAACGAAAAAGUGGAAAAAGUGCAUACGCCCACACGUGCAAUUAAAAAGUCAUAAUAAAAGGCACACACCGUUCCAGAGCCAAAUAAAAAUUCAGCAACAGCAACAACAACAACAACCAGGCAACACAACAACAGAAAUAAAGAUGAACCAGACAUGCAAAGUGUGCGGCGAACCGGCGGCUGGCUUCCAUUUUGGCGCCUUCACCUGCGAGGGCUGCAAGUCGUUCUUCGGCAGAUCGUACAACAACAUCAGCACCAUCAGCGAGUGCAAGAACGACGGCAAGUGCGUCAUUGACAAGAAGAACCGCACCACCUGCAAGGCCUGCCGCCUCCGCAAGUGCUACAACGUGGGCAUGUCCAAGGGCGGCUCGCGGUACGGCCGCCGCUCCAACUGGUUCAAGAUCCACUGCCUGCUGCAGGAGCACGAACAGGCGGCCGCCGCGGCCGGCAAGGUCCAGUCCGCUGGCGGAGUCACCUCCUCGCCCGUGGGCUCCCCACACACCCCCGGAUUCGGGGACAUGGCCGCAGCCGCCGCCCAUCUGCACCACCAGCACCAGCAGCACCAGCAGCAGCAGCAGGCCCAGCAGCAGCAGCAGCAGCGCCACCCACACAUGCCCCUCCUCGGGUACCCCAGCUACCUGGGCGAGCCCUUCGGCGCCCGCCAUCCCGCCGACGCCGCUGCCGCAGCAGCCCUGCCCUUCUUCAGCAUGAUGGCCACCCCCCAGUCGGCCUUCCAGCUGCCCCCCCAUCUGCUCUUCCCCGGCUACCACGCCAGCGCGGCGGCUGCAGCGGCCGCGGAUGCCGCCUACCGCCAGGAGAUGUACAAGCACCGCCAGAGCGUCGACUCGGCCGGAUCGGUGGAGUCGCACAGCCGCUAUACACCGCCCAGUGUGGCGGCAGUGCCCUCGCCCCCAGCCCCCGUUCGCCCCCAGACGCCUAUCGAUGUGUGCCUGCAGGAGGAGGAUGUCCAGUCUGUGCACAGCCACCAGAGCCACCACAGCCAGCACAGCCACCACAGCCAGCAGAGCCAUCAGAGCCAUCAGAGCCACCACAGCCAGACGAUGCACCACCCAAUCGCCAUACGGGCCACCCCCACCGCCCAGCUGUCGGUGAGCCACCACUCGUCGCACCACUCCAGCCCCAUUCCCAUGGGCAAGUCGCAGAGCAGCAGCCCCCUCAGCUUUGCCGCCAAAAUGCAGUCCCUGUCGCCCGUCUCCGUCUGCUCCAUCGGCGGAGAGACCGCAGUGCACCAUCAUCAGCAGCAGCAUCAGCAGCAGCAGCAGGAGCAGCCCGCUGCCCCAGCAGCUGCCCAGGACGGACCCAUGGACCUCAGCAUGAAGACGUCGCGCAGCUCUGUGCACAGCUUCAACGACAGCGACGCCUGCAGCCUGCAGGACGAGCAGGAGCAGGCGCCGCGCCGCAAGUUCUACCAGCUGGAGGCCGAGUGCAGCACCGCCAGCAGCAGCAGCAGCUCCAUCGCCACCAACACCUCCUCCUCCUCCUCGUCCGACCACGAGGCCGUCAAGCGGCAGAAGCUGGGCGGCGGCCAGGAGGCGGUGGUGUCGUCUCCCUUUGGGGCAGCCACAGCGGCGGCACGCAGCGGCUUUGCGGUGGCCCACAAUGCGGCCAGUGCGAUGCGGGGUAUCUUUGUGUGCGUCUAAGCGGAUCGCUGGAUCGCUGGAUCGUUGGAUCGGUAGAGCGCGGUGGGAGGAGCUCCAGUAACCCCCUCCCUCCCUUCCUCCCCCCGCCAACCACUUGUUGUUGAUUUUUUAGUGUAUGUUUUUUUUUUUGUUAAAUGUUAAUUUCAUUUGCGGGCCUCACUCGCACACACGAUAGACAGAGAGACAGGGAUGGCGAUAGACUGGUUUGCUGGAAAGAGACAGCCAGAUAGUUGCAUCGCACUCUCUCUCUCACACACACAAACACACACAAACACGUACACGUACACCUAUUGAGAGCUCAAAUCCAAAAAUUAUUUUUACAGAAAGAGCAAAAGUACCACCCCCCCGUCCCCCCCGUUUCCCCCCACACGAACAGAAAUUGUAUAUAUUGUAUCUUUGUAUCUUCACUUUUUUUUGUAAUAGUAUCUAAGAGUUAUAGAUAGAUAAGAUAUGCAUAGAUAUCAUCCAAUCCAUUCCACUCCAUUGCAUUCCAAAAACAACAAAAAAUCGUGCGCAAAAGUAGUGAAAAAUCCCACCCUGAACAAAAAACCGCUAUUGUACAUAGAAAUUUGUCAACCUUAAGGCUCGAUCUUAAUUUGUGCUAAGUAACUUUUUUUUUUAUUAAUUAUUAUUGUAAUUUGUAGUCUUAGUUACUAUAUACAUACACACAUGUCUAUAUAGAUUGGCUUUUAAAUUUAUGCAAAAGAAA